Messenger RNA from Exophiala xenobiotica, 1642 nucleotides. RefSeq names its product DNA repair protein rad18. Gene Ontology annotation, biological process: DNA damage tolerance; protein monoubiquitination. The transcript has a single exon. The record is from RefSeq and is a predicted model, not a curated record. Gene Ontology annotation, molecular function: ubiquitin protein ligase activity; single-stranded DNA binding. Gene Ontology annotation, cellular component: nucleus; Rad6-Rad18 complex. The coding region runs from base 81 to 1442 and encodes 453 amino acids. NCBI's taxonomy places the organism in Eukaryota, Fungi, Ascomycota, Eurotiomycetes, Chaetothyriales, Herpotrichiellaceae.
AUUGACAAGACCGACAUCUGAUGAGUCGUUAGGGACUGCGGCGCCCUCUUCUCCCUCCAUUGUAGCCCGUCGCCGCCAUAAUGUUUGACCAUGAAGUCACAGACAGUACAGACUGGCUGCUUACACCUCUCGCCGCUCUUGCGCCACUUGACUCUUCGCUACGAUGUCAAGUCUGCAAGGACUUCUUCACCACUCCAAUGAUGACCAGCUGCUCCCACACGUUCUGCAGUCUGUGUAUACGAAGAUACCUCUCUCAGGAAGGCAGAUGUCCGGCAUGUCGAGAGACCGACCAGGAAAUCAAGCUGCGCCGGAAUUGGGUGGUGGAAGAAUUGGUUGCCAACUUUACUGCCUCUCGGAAAGACCUCUUCACAUUUGCAACGACCGCCGCUGCGAAACCAGAAGAAGCUGUUGAGCCAGGGCGCCCGAAGAAGAGGAGGAAAGUUGCUGCAGAGCCUACACCCAAUGGAGUCGAGAGACGGAGUACCCGAAGUCAAAGCAGGAAGAAUGCGGAAGACACGGGUCAACAGAGCGCGCCAUCUACGCAGGUCACGAUCGAGGAUAGCGAGGAAGGGAGUGUCUACGAAGACGAUGACAACGAGAGUCCACAUUUUACGAAUGGUACCUUGGAACCGAAUGAUGGCCUGGUCGCGUGCCCAUGCUGCCACCGAAGAAUGAAAGAAGCAUUAAUAAACUCACACCUGGAUAAAUGCAUAGCUGGAGAGAGCACUACACCUGUUGAUGGCAAAUCAUCACCAUCUCCGUCCAGGCCGCAAAUCGCCGCACCAGGAACAAUCGCAUACGCGCAGCGCAGACCCACGAAACAGAGCGAACGCCUACCCUUCAUCAAUUACAACUUGUUGAAUGAAAAUGCCUUACGAAAGAAGCUGCGAGAUCUGGGAAUACCGAGCCAUGGGGCAAAAGAGCUUAUGCGUCGACGGCAUACGGAGUGGGUAAAUCUAUGGAACGCCAAUUGUGAUGCAAUCAACCCUGUCACAAAAAGGCAACUGCUGCAAGAUUUGAGAGUAUGGGAAGAUACGCUUGGGCGACAGAUGGAGAAGCCACCGAAUAUAGGAUUCAUGGCGAAAGACUUUGAUGGAGAUCUCCAUGUGAAGAACCAGAAGAACAAUUUCGACGAGCUGAUCAAGCAAGCCAGACAGAGAAAGGCCGCCGUAGCACAGAAGGAACCUGAAGCAGAUGGAGAUGGAACAGCGACCUUGAGCGCAGAUGGCGCCGUGACUUCUGCAAAGGCAUCUACAGCAGAUGCGCCCCGAGAAGAUACCACAACGGCCUUGUCCGAUGGUCAUCAGGUUCCUGUGGCGACGACAGACUCAUUGAACCCCUCAACAGCAGGGAUAGAAGCGUCACCACCAAAGAACAAUCUUGAGCUGCAAGACGAUCCCUUCUCGAUAGGGGAGCCGGCUACUGGUCGCUUCUUUGUAUGAUCCAGCUCUUGUGCUUCGGGGUGUCAGGCGAGGCUGUACAUGAUUCGAGGACCGGAUCGUUUUGUGAAUGAGCCACAUAUGCGCAGAGGUAGCAAGAAGGGCCAACCCCUGCAUGUUACGGAAUGACGAUUAUGAUCAUGGGUCGAUACAUAUCUGAGCUUUAGCAAAAGUAGGGCCAACAAAGGGCCUGGCCAGUCUGG